Molecule: messenger RNA, 429 nt
Organism: Gastrolobium bilobum
Lineage: Eukaryota; Viridiplantae; Streptophyta; Magnoliopsida; Fabales; Fabaceae
Product: basic leucine zipper 4-like
Exons: 1
Coding region: 1-429 (142 amino acids)
Biological process (GO): positive regulation of DNA-templated transcription
Cellular component (GO): nucleus
Molecular function (GO): transcription cis-regulatory region binding; DNA-binding transcription factor activity
Source: RefSeq, a predicted model, not a curated record
AUGUUCUUCCACGACAACGAAGAGGUCAAGUUAUCAUGUCUUCUCGAAACCAUGUUCCCACCAGGUGAAGUAGAGGAGCUGUUUACCCUCAUUCACGAACCGGAAGACCCGGCCAGCCCAGGUUCCGGUUCACAAGGAUCGAACCGGGCGGUUUACUCGACGCACGAGAGAAAGCUAAGGCGAAUGAAGUCAAACCGGGAGUCAGCCAGGCGGUCCCGCUGGAGAAAGAAGAGGCAUUUAGAUAACCUCACGAACCAAGUGAACCGGUUCAGAACAGAAAACCAAGAACUGAAAAACCGGCUAUGCUUGACCGUGCACCACCAUUUCCUACUAUCCGUGGAAAAUGAACGUCUACGAUCCGAAUCCAUGACCCUUCGGUCCAAACUUUCGGAUCUUUAUCGGAUUUUAGGCACCAUGCUUUCACAAUAG